AUGGCGAAAUCAGUAGACAGAUCGGGGCUGGAAAAAGCACCAGUGCUUUACUAAGACAGGAUGGGAGGAAUUGUGAAUUAUAGCGGAGGGGCAACAUCAAACAAGAAUUCGAGUCUGAGCCACCAGCACAAGUUCAGCAGUCUGGAGGACAUAGACGUGAGCGCAGACGGGAGUCUCAUCCUGCGGAUCAUUAUUACCUCUGUGUACGCGGCGGUGUGCGCUGUCGGUCUGGUCGGCAACCUGUUAGUAAUUUUCCUGAUAAAGAAGCGAAGGGGGAAAGAUAAAUCUGUGAUCAACUUUUUCGUCGUAAACUUAGCCAUCACGGACUUCCAGUUUGUGCUAACGCUGCCGUUCUGGGCUGCGGAUGCUGCGCUGGAUUUUAGUUGGCCGUUUGGGAACGCCAUGUGCAAGAUCGUGCUCUCAGUCACAGUCAUGAACAUGUACGCAAGUGUGUUUUUCCUCACAGCAAUGAGCGUAAGUCGGUACUGGUCGGUGGCGUGUGGUAUGAAAGGAGGUGGCAGGCGUAUGUUCGGCUCGGUAAAGAGCCUAUGCGCAGCGCUUUGGGUUUUGGCAAGCCUCGCUACUGCGCCAACCCUUGCCUUCUCCACGGUAAGUCCAGUAGCAGGGGAACGUCUGUGCCUGCUUCGGUUUCCAGAUGGACAUCAAUGGUUAGCAUUUUACCAUUUACAGAAAGUGGUGCUCGCCUUUAUCCUUCCCAUGAUCACACUUUCCAUCUGCAAUGCACUCCUGUUGCGCUUCGUUCGCCGAAAGAGCUUCGCGAAUCGGAACCGGCAGCGCAGGCGAAUAAAAGUCACUAAAUCUGUGACUGUUGUUGUCCUGUCUUUUUUCAUCUGCUGGAUGCCCAACCAUGCCAUCACACUCUGGGGUGUGCUUGUAAAGCUAAACGCGGUGCGCUGGGACAAAACAUACUACAUGGUGCACACAUAUGUAUUCCCGUUAACAGUUUGCCUUGCGCAUGCCAACAGCUGCUUGAACCCGGUGCUUUACUGCUUAAUGCGCAGCGAGUUUAGAAGAAUGCUAAAGAAGCUGUUCUGGAGAGUCAACUCACCCACUGUAUCCAAAGUGCGCACCUGUGGAGAUGCCAUUUACGAAGCGCCUGCUAAGGUUCCAAUUGCUGAGACUGGCACUGGACUGUGUGAGACUUCGUACUAUACACCGAAAACACUGGCACCAGUCGUUUCAUGUUGAGGAAGCACGCUGUGCCAAAAAGACGCUCACUUCUCAAAAAAGACUUCAGAUGGGCUGGGUACGCGCAAAAAGAGAAAAAAAAAGAGAAAAGACACAUAAAGAAUGGCUAGUGUUUAUGACAUUGUGAAACAUAAAUACAAAACAUUUG
This is a messenger RNA of Trichomycterus rosablanca, 1357 nucleotides long. It is a transcript of the gene rxfp3.3a2, whose product is annotated as relaxin family peptide receptor 3.3a2. Gene Ontology annotation, cellular component: membrane; external side of plasma membrane. Gene Ontology annotation, molecular function: C-C chemokine receptor activity; C-C chemokine binding. The transcript has 2 exons. The record is from RefSeq and is a predicted model, not a curated record. Lineage: Eukaryota; Metazoa; Chordata; Actinopteri; Siluriformes; Trichomycteridae. Gene Ontology annotation, biological process: positive regulation of cytosolic calcium ion concentration; G protein-coupled receptor signaling pathway; immune response.